Molecule: messenger RNA, 1824 nt
Organism: Strongyloides ratti
Lineage: Eukaryota; Metazoa; Nematoda; Chromadorea; Rhabditida; Strongyloididae
Product: Xaa-Pro aminopeptidase 1
Exons: 3
Coding region: 1-1824 (607 amino acids)
Molecular function (GO): metalloaminopeptidase activity
Source: RefSeq, a predicted model, not a curated record
AUGUCUAAAAAACUUCAAUUACUAAGAAAUUUAAUGAAAAAUGGUUCUUUAACCAAUGGAAAAAUUGUUAAUGUUUAUCUUCUCCCAAGAACUGAUCCUCAUAAGUCUGAAUAUAUUAGUGAUCGUUAUCAACGGGUUAAAUUUAUUUCUGGAUUCAGUGGUUCAAAUGCAAUGGUUUUAGUAACUAAUAGUAAAGCUUUAUGUUGGACAGAUGGAAGAUAUUUUGAUCAGGCUAUUGAGGAAUUUGAGGAAGGAUGGGAAUUAAUGAAACAGGCUGUUCCUGAUUCUAUAACACCACUAGAAUGGAUAGAUUUAAAUAUUCCUAGUGGUAGUGUAAUAGCUUUUGAUUCACAUCUUGUGUCACAGGAAACAGCAAUAACAAUGAAAAAUAAACUUGAGGCAUUGAAAAUAGAAUUAUUGCCUAUUGAAAAGAAUUUUGUUGAUGAAAUUUGGGAAAAUAGACCAGAAGAGGAAAUUAAAAAAAUAAAACUACUAGGUGUAGAGUAUGCUGGAGAAGAUGUUCCUUCUAAAAUUGAAAGAUUAAGAGAUACUAUUAGAGAAAAAAAAUGUGAUUCAAUUAUUUUAACUCUUCUUGAUGAUAUUGCAUGGUUAUUUAAUAUUCGUGGAAAUGAUAUAGAAUAUAAUCCUGUUGUUUUUUCUUAUGCUUUAAUAACAAUGGAUGAAUCUUAUUUAUUUAUUAAUAAAAAAAAAUUACCAGAAGGAUAUGAAGAACAUUUAAAGGGUGUUAAAAUUUUUGAUUAUGAAAAAAUUUCUGAUAUUUUAAAAGAAUAUCAUAGUAAAAAUAAAGAAAAUAUAUCACAUAAAAUGUGGGUUCCAUCAACAACAAAUUAUGGAUUAUCUUCAUUGAUUUCUGAGGGAAAUACUUAUGCUUCUCUAUCACCUGUUCAAGUUUUGAAGGCAAUAAAAAAUGAGACAGAACUUAAUGGUAUGAGGCAAGCACACAUCCGUGAUAGUGGUGCUGUAAUUGAAUUUUUGAUAUGGCUUGAGGAAGAAUUAAAAAGUGGAAAAACUCUUAGUGAAAAAAUUGCAAUGAAUAAGUUAGAUUCAUUAAGAUCAACAAAAGAUAAAUUUGUUUCUUUAUCCUUUGAUACUAUAUCAGCUGUCAAUGAACAUGCUGCAUUACCACAUUAUAAAAUGACUGAAAAAUCAAAUCUUCCAUUAAAAUUUGGUGAUGUUUAUCUUGUUGAUUCAGGUGGUCAAUAUUUUGAUGGAACUACUGAUGUCACAAGAACAGUAAUUGUUGGAGAUAAUAUUAACAAUGAAUUUAUUGAUCUAUUUACACAAGUUCUUAUUGGACAUAUUGAAUGUGCAAUGGCUAAAUUUCCUGAAGGAAUUAUAGGUUGCCGUUUAGAUUCAUUUGCCAGACAUUCUCUCUGGGAUAAUGGUUAUGAUUUUGGUCAUGGAACUGGUCAUUCAUUUGGAUCAUUUUUAAAUGUUCAUGAAGGUCCAGGUUCUAUAAGUUUUAGAAAUCCUCAGGAAAAUGGUCAAUUGAAGGCUGGGCAAAUGAUGACAAUAGAACCGGGUUACUAUAGAACUUCACAUUGGGGAAUUAGAAUUGAAAAUUGUUAUGAAAUAAUAAAAUGUAAUGUAAAUAGUGGUGCAUCAAACUUUUUAACAUUUUCACCAUUAACGCUCGUACCAAUACAAAAGAAAUUAAUAAAUAAGAAUAUGUUAUCAAGUAAACAGGUAAAUUGGCUCAAUGAUUAUCAUUCUAUGGUUUAUGAUAUAAUGACAAGUUACUUUAAAAGACAAUGUCAGGAGAAAGAAAUUUCAUGGCUUAAGGAAGCUUGUGCUCCUUUAUAA